CGCAUAUAUAAGGUAGUGGCCGAGCAGCAAGGACAAUUAGAAGCCAACAAAACGUCAAGCGAGUAACAACACACAGACACACACACACGCAAAACCACGUAAAGGAAUCAAAGUAAAAUCAAACACCAUGCCCAGAAAUCUAUCUGCUCUGUCUUGGAUCUGUCUAGCGUGUCUGGCGAUCAUGACUGGCAACGCGCUGGCCGCCGCCAUCCCCGAACGCCAUCAAUACCAUCCGCUUCAGUUGAGGAUUGCCGAGUGCCGGCAGCUUUGCUAUCGCCAGACCGCCGUGGACACAACCCUCUGCCGCACUUGGCCGGACUGCUUUAUGUGCCAUGAUUAUUGCCGUGUCCUGGCAUUGGCCGAGUCGACCAGCCUGGCCAUAUCCAUGUGCUCGGAUCCUGUAUUCUGUACUCAUGGUUGCCGCAUUGCUUGCUCCUAUCAUCGAUUGAGCGGCACACCGAAAACGAACGAGAUCAGCAGCAAUGCUGUAUCAAAGGAUUUGACUGACUGAAAACAACAGCAACAAUAAA
Molecule: messenger RNA, 530 nt
Organism: Drosophila willistoni
Lineage: Eukaryota; Metazoa; Arthropoda; Insecta; Diptera; Drosophilidae
Exons: 1
Coding region: 128-511 (127 amino acids)
Source: RefSeq, a predicted model, not a curated record